Solea senegalensis (Senegalese sole) is the source of this 1569-nucleotide messenger RNA. RefSeq names its product caveolae associated protein 2b (gene cavin2b). Lineage: Eukaryota; Metazoa; Chordata; Actinopteri; Pleuronectiformes; Soleidae. The record is from RefSeq and is a predicted model, not a curated record. The transcript has 6 exons. Gene Ontology annotation, molecular function: protein kinase C binding. The coding region runs from base 111 to 1277 and encodes 388 amino acids. Gene Ontology annotation, cellular component: cytoplasm; caveola.
ACAGACAGAGAGCCAGACAGAAAAAGAGACAGAGAGAGAGAGAGAGAAAGAGAGAGACAGAGUCCUCCGUGUUUUUCUAAAACGUCAAAAUCCUGCUCGUGUGAAUCGCCAUGGUGACUACUGAGACCCACCAGAGCCAGGACCUGAUGGUCCCCUCUCUGAAUCUGGACCAGCAGGAUCAGGACCAGCAGGAUCAGGACCAGGCCUCGCCCUCCUCCCUCCUGGCAGGAUUAGACCUGGAGAAAAUGAGUCAAGGUCCAGUGAACGCCAUCACGGUCCUGACACUGCUGGACAAACUGGUCAACAUGCUGGACACUGUGCAGGACAACCAGCACAAGAUGGAGGGUCACCAGGUGGAGAUGGAGGGCGUGGUCAGAGGAAUCCAGGCAGACAUGACCAAACUAUCCAAGAGUCACAGUCACACGUCAAACACCGUCAGUAAACUGUUGGACAAGAGCAGGAAACUGUCCGUCACCAUGAAAGAGGUACGGGACAGGAUGGAGCGUCAGGGAGCUCAGGUGAAGAAACUGGAGGCAAACCACGCCCACCUGAUCAACAGGAACAACUUCAGGGUCCUUAUCUUCCAGGAGGAGAACGAGAUCCCAUCCACAGUGUUUGUGAAGGAUCCUCCUCCGUUUCCUCGAGAUCAGAUCUUAGAGGAAGGAGAAGAGGGUGGCGAUGGCAUCCCUGCACCUGCAGAGGGCGCACUCACCACCAUCGACCUGUCGUCUGACGAGGAUGUGGGUCUGGAGGCGGAGCUAGAGGACGAUGAGACGUGGGCUCAGGAUCUGGAAAACAUGGAGAAGUCCAGAGCUGAGAAACUGAAGCGAUCCAGUCUGAAGAAGGUUGACAGUUUGAAGAAGGCCUUCUCCAAACAGAACAUUGAGAAGAAAAUGAGUAAAAUUGGAACAAAGAUUGUUUCUGCUGAACAACGAGAGAAGAUCAAACAGAAAACGUCCAGUCUCAAAGUUUCACCUUUGACCUUCAGCAUCAGAAAGCCUCCAGACCUGAAGAGCGAGGAAGUCCACGUCCAGGUCUCCUCUCUGGGCAGCACUGACCUGGACCCUCCCUUCACCGAGGUCCAUGCUGAGCUGGCUCCUGCUGAAGAGGAGGAGGAGAAGGAGGAGGAGAAGGAGAGAGAGGAGGAUGUGAAGGAGGAGAGAGAGGAGGAGAAAUAUGUGUCAGUGCUUUCAGAGGAAGUCAGUCAGGAGUACGCUCUGUCCUCUACCCUGCCUCAGGAGAAUAAAGAGGAGGAGCAGGGGGAGGAGCAGGCGUAAUCCUCAAUCAUUUACAACAAACCUGAACUUCAGAGUUCUGUUAAAUCCUCAUCUUUGUCUUUGAGCUGUGAAACAACCAGUUAGCCUAGCAUUAUACCUGGUACCCAGUGGAAACAACCAGUUAGCCUAGCAGUAUACCUGGUACCCAGUGGAAACAACCAGUUAGCCUGCAUUAUACCUGGUAUCCAGUGAAACAACCAGCUGGCCUAUCAUUAUACCUGGUAACCAGUGGAAACAACCAGUUAGCCUAGCAGUAUACCUGGUAACCAGUGGAAACAACCAGUUAGCCUAG